This is a messenger RNA of Penicillium digitatum Pd1, 1503 nucleotides long. RefSeq names its product glycylpeptide N-tetradecanoyltransferase swoF. Gene Ontology annotation, biological process: N-terminal peptidyl-glycine N-myristoylation. Gene Ontology annotation, cellular component: cytoplasm. Gene Ontology annotation, molecular function: glycylpeptide N-tetradecanoyltransferase activity. Lineage: Eukaryota; Fungi; Ascomycota; Eurotiomycetes; Eurotiales; Aspergillaceae. The record is from RefSeq and is a predicted model, not a curated record.
AUGUCGGAUUCCAGCGAAAAAAAGGGCAAGACCCCCAAGCACAAUGAAAAUGAGGGAGCUCCAUCCGACUCAGGUAAUGAAGCAGGAAAGAAGCUUCCCGCGAAGUUCGCUUCCUUGCUCCUCGAACAAAAUCCGGCCCUGAAGAACGAGUUAGCUGCGAUGGAUAAGGACCAGGCUGCGGCCUUAUUGCACAACAUGGACCUCUCGCAGAUGCUGACUGGAUUGGCCGUCGGAGGUAAGAACCAGAAGGAUAUGGCCUCAUACAAGUUUUGGCAAACACAGCCAGUGCCUGCCUUUGAAGAGGCUGGAAAGAAGCAGAUUGCACAAGGACCGAUCAAGGUUAUCGACCCAGAGAAGGUUUCCAAGACUCCCGAUGCGCUCAUUGACGGAUUCGAGUGGUGCACUCUUGACUUGACGAACGAAGAGGAGCUGAAGGAGCUCUAUGAGCUCCUGAAUAAGCAUUACGUCGAGGAUGAUAACGCCAUGUUCCGCUUCAACUACUCAGAGUCGUUCCUACAUUGGGCUCUGAUGUCUCCUGGGUGGAAGAAGGAGUGGCAUGUGGGUGUGCGCGCCACUAAGUCGCGCAAACUGGUUGCAUCUAUCUGCGGUGUCCCGACUGAACUCCGCGUCCGCGGCGAGCGCCUCAAGGUGACGGAGAUCAACUUCCUAUGUAUCCAUAAGAAGCUCCGCUCCAAGCGCCUAACCCCCGUUCUGAUCAAGGAGAUCACCCGCCGCUGCUACCUAAGGGGUAUAUACCAGGCCAUCUAUACUGGUGGUAUUAUCCUACCCACACCCGUUAGCUCUUGUCGAUACUACCACCGUUCUCUGGAUUGGCUUAAGCUCUACGAUGUUGGCUUCUCGCCUCUGCCACAUGGUUCGACCAAGGCCCGACAGGUCACUAGGAAUCAUCUCCCUAGCGAGACAUCGACCCCCGGUCUAAGGCCCAUGGAAUCCAAGGACAUCGAUGCUGUCUAUGAUCUGCUGGAGCGAUACAUGCGGCGCUUUGAUUUGAACCAGGCCUUUACACGGGAAGAAAUCGACCACUGGCUGGUGCACAAGCAGCAGCCCGACAAGGACCAGGUUGUCUGGUCCUACGUUGCCGAAGACCCGGAAACUCACAAAAUCACCGACUUCGUCUCGUUCUACAAUCUCGAGUCUACCGUGAUCGACAAUCCGAAGCAUGAUGCCGUCCACGCCGCAUACCUGUACUACUACGCGACCGAGACCGCGUUCUCCGACGACAAGCAGGCUUUGAAGGAGCGCUUGCAGCUCUUGGUGAAGGAUGCCUUGAUUUGCGCAAAGAACGCUCGUUUCGACGUCUUCAAUGCUCUCACCUCGCACGACAACCCCCUCUUCCUCGAGGAUCUCAAGUUCGGUGCUGGUGAUGGUCAACUCCACUUCUACCUAUAUAAUUACCGUGCUGCGCCUAUUGGUGGUGGAAUUAACGACAAAAAUUUGCCCGAUGAGUCGGAGAUGGGAGGUGUCGGUAUCGUCAUGCUGUAG